AUGUACAGCAACUGCGGCACGACGUUCGUCGGCGCCGAUCGCGCCCUGCGCGAGCUCUUCAAGGCGUCAACCUCCGAGGGCCAUCACAUCGCCCGCGCCGCCAACAAUCAAGGGAUCCGCUGGCACUUUAAUCCGCCAGCGGCCCCUCACUUCGGUGGUCUGUGGGAGGCUGCCGUGAAAUCAACAAAAUUCCACCUCCGUCGAGUAAUCGGCGAAACCACCCUCACAUAUGAGGAGCUUAGCACACUUCUCACGCAAAUCGAGGCGUGUCUUAAUUCUCGUCCGUUGCAGGCUUUAUCAGACGAUCCGGACGACACUUCAGCGCUCACACCAGGCCACUUCAUUAUCGGGGCGCCGCUAUUAGCCGUACCUGAGCCAUCGUUAACUGGUCAACCAGCAUCCACUCUGUCACGCUGGCGUCACCUCCAAUUGAUGCGAGACCAUUUUUGGCAGCGUUAG
This is a messenger RNA of Nylanderia fulva, 459 nucleotides long. The record is from RefSeq and is a predicted model, not a curated record. NCBI's taxonomy places the organism in Eukaryota, Metazoa, Arthropoda, Insecta, Hymenoptera, Formicidae.